This is a messenger RNA of Paralichthys olivaceus (Japanese flounder), 810 nucleotides long. Its product is annotated as dual specificity protein phosphatase 18-like. Gene Ontology annotation, cellular component: cytoplasm. Gene Ontology annotation, molecular function: MAP kinase tyrosine/serine/threonine phosphatase activity; protein tyrosine phosphatase activity. The record is from RefSeq and is a predicted model, not a curated record. Gene Ontology annotation, biological process: peptidyl-tyrosine dephosphorylation. Lineage: Eukaryota; Metazoa; Chordata; Actinopteri; Pleuronectiformes; Paralichthyidae.
GACAACGUGUGCGCGUACACAGGGUUUGUCCGUCCAGACUUUCCUUACCAGUGCCAGACUGUCCCGCGCAGUUUCAUCACAGAGCGUCGGUGGAUCUACAGACGACAAUAGACUGUGUGGGUGGAUCCCAUGCGGUGGAUCUGUGUUUAUGAGUCCGUCUGGUCCCGCAGGUCUGUCGGGCCUGUGUCAGGUCACCGAUCACCUCUACCUCAGUAAUGGCCGAGCGGCCCGAGACUCCGCUCAGGUCAGUCGGUGUAAGAUCACUUGUAUCAUCAGUGUUACAGAGACCAGGUGGAGCUGUCCUCCUGCUGCCGGGGUGGAGCACAUCCACAUCCCGCUGUCCGACUCCCCGGUGUCCCCUCUCAUCGAUCACUUUGACCGGGUGUCGGACAUCAUCCAGCAGACAGCGGACGGCGGAGGCCGCACGCUGGUGCACUGUAACGCGGGCGUGAGCCGCUCCUCCGCGCUGUGCAUCGCCUUCCUCAUGCGGCACCGCGGCCUCUCUCUCCUGGAGGCCCACGGCACCGUGAGGACCUGCAGACCCAUGGUGAGGCCGAACACGGGCUUCUGGAAGCAGCUCAUCCGCUAUGAGAUGGUGCUUCGCGGGUGCAACUCCGUCCGAAUGGUGGCCUCGUCCAUCGGAGAGAUACCAGACAUUUACGAAGAAGAGUCCAGGAAUGUGACGCCACUGUGAGGACCUUUUGUGUGUGUAAAAAUCUGUACAUAUACUGUGUGUGUGGAAAUAAAUACACGAUGUUUUACAACUUUCACAAUGAUGUUCUAUUAAAACCAACACAUACUGAAAAAGAA